AUGUCGUUCCCGAUUGUUAAUGGCGUCGAGGUCGCCGUUCCGCCGCCCCCCGGCUACCAGGUCGAUUUCGAUAACCCAGUGACCGACAAGUCGAUGGUCAGAAAUGCGUAUUGGAUUUUCAGUGUCGAGUUUACGAUAGCGACGUUAUUUCUGGGUCAGCGCAUGUAUACCAAUGCUGUUUUGCUGCGCAAGUUCAAGCUUGACGAUUAUAUAAUUCUUUUUGCCUGGGUUUUAUCCAUCGCCGCUCAAUCAUGUCUUCUCAGUGCAUAUAGUCAUAAGCUAUUAGGUGUCCACGCCUGGGAGAUGACAGUAGACCACAACACCGAGUCCGCUUUGCUUGUGAUGUGCACGACACUCACAUACAUCCCGACGACGAUUCUUUCGAAACUAACAAUAUGCUUCUUCUACUUCCGACUCUCUCCGUCCUUGUGGUACCAGUACUCGGUUUACUUCACAGCAUUCGUCUGCACAUGCAGUUUGGUCGGUAUUUGGUUCAGCGUUCUAUUUGCAUGUAAGCCCAUUGCUGCAGGCUGGGACGUGAGGCUGUCCGCCGACGCUACUUGCAUCAAUCGUCCUCCCAUUUACAUCACCCAAGCUGCUUUUGGCUGCGUCACUGAUCUGAUGCUACUCUUACUGCCUAUACCCACGGUCGUAGGGCUUCAAAUGUCGACUCGGCAAAAGCUUGGCCUACUUGGCUUGUUUGCCAUCGGCUCUAUUACUCUCGUCACAUCUAUCGUCCGAUUGGUGUUAUUACUGCCGAGCUUAUCAAACCCCGAUCAGAGCUGGUCUCUGGCAGAAGGUUGUCUUUGGGUUAUUAUCGAGGCCAAUCUGUUAAUCAUGUGUGGCUCACUGCCCACUCUCCGCGUAUUUCUCAAACAUGUUGCCCCCCGAGUCCUCGGCGACAAGAGCACACAAAAGUCAAGCGAUCCACAAAGCGGUAAUGCGAGUUAUGGCCUGCGAACCUUUGGCGGAUCCAAUGGUCCGCGACGCAAGUUCGACACACUGGUCGAGCUGGAACACGAUACACAUUUCCAAAGGAGGAGUUUGAGACCAGAGGAGCUGGGCAAGACGGAUGUGACAGUCUACGGUGGCCGAUCUGAUGAGUCGAUUGCGGACAACCCGACGGGGGACAAUAACAGCGAAGACGGAAUAUUGCAGACACGCACAACGACUGUGCAGUAUACGAGAGCUUAA
Molecule: messenger RNA, 1194 nt
Organism: Fusarium sp. VM40
Lineage: Eukaryota; Fungi; Ascomycota; Sordariomycetes; Hypocreales; Nectriaceae
Source: the annotation of a GenBank genome assembly